UCUUUUAACUUUUAAAAACAGAGAUAAGAAGUUUUAGAUUUAGUUUGUUUUAAGAUUGAAAAAUUGAUCCACAAAAUGCCUAUUAUCUCUAAGGAAUCAGAAAAUAAAACAAAAACAAUUCUCCCCUAGUAGUGAAUAUCCGUAACAAACGAUAGCUCGUAUGGAUAGCCGUGACGUCGUUCAGCAGGGAAACAUGGCAGAGGCAGCUGUUGAAAGCCCUGCUGCAAGAUUUUUCUGUCAUAAAUGCUCAUUAGAAAUUAGUCCUGUAUUACCGGAUUACACAUGUCCUCGAUGUCAAGGUGGAUUUAUUGAAGAGGUUGCACAACCUUCUUUAGAACCUAGCGAAGAGUCUGAUGAUGAUAUUUAUGGUCAUGGCUCUGAUAAUAAUGAAGAAGCUGAUGCCUUAAAUCAAGUUGCCGAUCUAUGGAACAUGCUGACUUACAUUAGGCGGCCAGAUGACCAGCCUGUUAAUUUUAUGCAAAGUAGUAGUGGUAGUUCAUCACAAGAUGGCAGGGAAGGUAGGUAUAUGUCACGGCCGGGACCCUCUAGGCGGAACAGAUACAUCAGGGUUCAAGGCCGGCGCCCGAAUCAAGACCUUGAAAAUGCUAGGACUCGAACAGAAGGGUUUCUACAACAAUUAGUCAAUACAUUAUCAGAAAAUACAGGAAUGGUUGCUAAUGCCAGUUUCCCUGUAUUCCUGAAUCUUCAUAGUAAUCCAGGUGAUUAUGCAUGGGGUCGAGGGGGAUGGAAUGCUAUUAUUACACAAUUAAUUAAUCAAUUAGAUGGUACGGGGCCUCCUCCAUUACCUAAAGAAAAAAUAGAUGAGAUUCCUACUGUGAAUAUAUGUCAAGAUCAAGUUGAUAAAAACCUUCAGUGUACUGUUUGUAUGGAAGACUUUGAGGCAGGUGAACCGGUCCGAAGAUUAGCUUGCGAUCAUCAUUUCCAUAAUAAUUGCAUAAUUCCUUGGUUAGAAUUGCAUGGUACAUGUCCUAUUUGUCGGAAACUGCUUAAUGAUCACUCCAGUCAAGAUAAUGUAUUUUCCAGUUCAAGCAUGCCUGGUCCUGGUACAUCCCAACAGAAUUCAGAUAUGACCGAACCAGACAGCACGUCCAGAAGGAAUGACGCUUACAAUCCUCAUGUUCCGUCAGUAUAUGACUUUACAGAGGAAUAUGAUUAGCUCUGAGGAGCUAAUGUUCCUUGUAUAUAUAUACUGUAGAGACUUCGCUAUAGACUAUUUCAAGGAUUUUGUCUUUUUGUUUCCCUGUGCCUUCAUAGGCAAAAGUGUUAAAUUAUGAACUUUUCACAGUGAUCGCUCACAUUCAUUUUGGAGGAAAAGAACUGUUUAAAUCAGUGCAUCCACUCAAUCAUAUGAAUUCUUACAAUAAUAUACAUAGACAUAUGCAAUUUGUUCCAAGUGCUUGCUGUAGAGAGAAUUAACUUGUUAAAAAUAUAUUUUGCCAAAUUUUUGUUUCUUCAUUCUUAAAAUUUUUAGAACACCAGAGGAUUUUUAAUUCUUACAAUUAGUGCCUUGAUGUAUUCAUUUAAGAAAGAUGGGGGAAGGGUUUAUUGAAAUUUUGGGAGGAGAAAGAAUGGAAAUGAUGUCCUAAUCUCUUGAUUGGUUCAUUGCUACACAUUUGCUACAUUAUAAAUUAUCUUGUAUUAUAAUGUCAACAAAAUAAAGUACAUUACUUCUUUA
This is a messenger RNA of Argiope bruennichi, 1696 nucleotides long. Its product is annotated as E3 ubiquitin-protein ligase RNF126-like. Gene Ontology annotation, molecular function: ubiquitin protein ligase activity. Bases 161 to 1177 code for a protein of 338 amino acids. Gene Ontology annotation, cellular component: nucleoplasm; cytoplasm. The record is from RefSeq and is a predicted model, not a curated record. Gene Ontology annotation, biological process: protein ubiquitination; positive regulation of DNA-templated transcription; ubiquitin-dependent protein catabolic process. The transcript is spliced from 10 exons. Lineage: Eukaryota; Metazoa; Arthropoda; Arachnida; Araneae; Araneidae.